AUGUCAGGCAGCACCACCACGUUACCUCCGCCCGCACCCUCCCCCCGCCUCACGCCCCUAAUCCUCAUCCUCGGCGCCACCGGCACCGGCAAGUCAGCGCUGGCCCUGUCCCUCGCGCGGACCCUCAACGGCGAGAUCCUCAACGCGGACGCCAUGCAAAUGUACCGCGGGCUGCCGGUCAUCACGAACAAGCUGCGGCCCGCGGAGCAGCAAGGCAUUCCGCACCAUCUCCUCGACGCCAUCGGCCCGGCGGAGACGCCGUGGACGGUGCGGCGCUACGUGCGCGAGGCGGACCGCGUGAUUGACGAGGUGCGGGGGCGGGGCAAGGUGCCGAUCGUGGUGGGUGGGACGGGGUACUAUAUGCAUGCGCUGGUGGUGCGGGAUGGGAUGCUGCGGGACGAGGACGAGGCGGAGAGUGAAGAGGGGGAGGAACGGGCGCUGGAGUCGUCGUCGUUGGGAAAUGAUAUGGGUAGUGUGGAAGAGGGGAUCAAACGGUGGCCAAUACUGGGCGCGAGCCCGGAAGAGAUGUAUGAGGAGCUAAAGAGGCUGGAUCCGGAGAUGGCGCGGAGCUGGCAUCCGAAAGAUUGGCGACGGGUGCAGCGAAGUCUGGAGAUCUGCUUGCGCACGGGCCGACGCGUCAGUGACAUCUAUCGGGAGCAGGCUCUUGAGAGGGAGAAGGUCUCAAGCAAUGGUCAAGUUAUAGACGGAGGUGCCGGACAGGGACUGGAGGCUCGCGGUGGGGAGUCGCUGCUGCGCUACGAUCCCUUGGUAUUGUGGCUUGCUGCAGAGGACUCUGCGCUGAAACAGCGGCUGAACUCGCGAGUUGGAGAGAUGGUGACGAAUGGUCUCUUCGAAGAGGCACUCGAGCUACAGCAAGAAGAGAAAAAACUUGGAACUGAAGGUACGGACAUUGAUAAGUCCAAAGGCAUCUGGGUCUCUAUUGGUUACAAGGAGAUGGAGUCCUGGGCUGCCGAGCAGCUAUCCAAGCCUCAACCUUUGGAAGACGCCAAAGUAUCACGUUUGGCACAGGAUGCGCUCGAGUCCGUCAAAGCAGGCACACGGCGGUACGCAAAGCGUCAGGAGCGUUAUAUCCGAAUGAGUUUCGCCAAGUCAUUGAAGCAGGCCGGGGUGUCCGACAGGCUCUUGCUGUUGGAUGGCACAGAUCUGAGUCGGUUCCAUUCCCACCUCGUACCCCAAGCGGAGGGUAUAGCACGAGCUUUCCUCCACGCAAAGGACCUGCCAGAGCCCUCGAGUCUGUCUGAUCUGGCCAAGCAGAUGUUUAGCAAGGUCCGCGACGAGAGUCCACAGAGGUCGCUCCGUGUGCGGCGUCAUUGUGAGGUUUGCGACAGAUUCUUGAUGACUGACAAAGAGUGGGAAACUCAUAUUGCCAGUAACAGUCACAAGAAAGUUCUUCAAGGUCGCAGGAAGCACCAAGCGAAGCUGGAAUAUCUCCAACGCACUGAAUCAUUGGAGCAUCAGGAGGAAUUACCCAUUCACAAGGUCGACGUGCCUUCCUGA
This is a messenger RNA of Cyphellophora europaea CBS 101466, 1518 nucleotides long. RefSeq lists its product as uncharacterized. Gene Ontology annotation, cellular component: mitochondrion. Gene Ontology annotation, molecular function: tRNA dimethylallyltransferase activity. Gene Ontology annotation, biological process: tRNA modification. Bases 1 to 1518 code for a protein of 505 amino acids. The record is from RefSeq and is a predicted model, not a curated record. The transcript has a single exon. Lineage: Eukaryota; Fungi; Ascomycota; Eurotiomycetes; Chaetothyriales; Cyphellophoraceae.